Cooperia oncophora is the source of this 1305-nucleotide messenger RNA. The record is from the annotation of a GenBank genome assembly. Lineage: Eukaryota; Metazoa; Nematoda; Chromadorea; Rhabditida; Trichostrongylidae.
AUGCGGGUACUUCUUACGGUGUUAAUAGCCGUAUCAUCAGCAACAGCCUUCGAUGGUGUUGUAUUCUCCAGUGAGCAGCAAAUUACGAAGGAAUUUCCGACUAUCGAGAACUUGAUAUCAACUGCUUCACCAGAAAAACCGGUCGUCUUCAUCGUCAAUCCCGACUUCACAUUAGGGCAGUUCUCGCGAGAGGCUUCAGCAUAUUCGAAGGAUAAGCAUUUGUCCGGCCUUCCUGCCACUGUGAAGGCCUCUUCUCAUCAUGCUUCGCGAUACUUCCCGAAAAGCUUCCAUGCUCCUGAUGCAGUCAUCAUUGCAUCACCAGAUGCUUUCACUUCUGGUGCUGCCCUCUAUAUCCUCCAGGGAGAAGACUGGAAAACAAUGGAGAAUCUCGCAGAAGCUGUUCUUCCAAAGUUGGGAAGCAAGUACACUGCUGUGAUUACGGCUAGCGAAGCAGUGUUCGGAGAUCUGGCAAGAAAGAAGCGUGUAUUGACAUCUGAUAUGGAAAACGACGAUGCGGCGCCAUCAGGAUCCCCCUCACCAGAUGCUGCAGAAGGUCCCGAUGUCGCUAUGCCUCUGAAUUUGCCUCCGUACAACAGAACUGAGUACCCUUCUGUGAAGCCACUAGGCGCAGGACUGGGAUCGUGUCUUUUGUACAUGGAGGGGGUUAACAUUGUUGUGCAGAAUGCUAAGAGGGCCUUUGCCACAAUUCCGAUACGAGCGAAUGAAACCACAUGGAACUACGCGGAUGGCGAUGUUAGUUGUGUCAACGGUACCGUAGGCGAAUACAGAUUCACCGUACGUAUGAAGCUCAAGUCAGACGUGGCUGAUUCUAAGAGUCAGGUCAAGAUAAGCUCUGGAAGUCAAAUCAUGUUCACGCUCGUUUUCAACGGAACAAGCGCAGGUUACUGGCAACUUAGUGAUGUUAUCGCAAACAAGCUAUCUGUUGAAGGAGUUUCCCAAGGUUUCCUCAGCGGGACUGCAACUGCACAGGAGAAAGCCAUCUCUUAUACUUCAGUGCAGAAUGUUGGCUUUAACAGUGUACAAGGAUUCGCUAUUGCUUGUAGUGAUUCCCAAGCAGCAUUCUUCAAGACCAAAAAUCAAGACAACGUUUUGAUCGGCAUAUCCCUGUACAAUACAGAGGUUCAACCGUUUGCCGUUUAUCCGGACAAGAAGACUCAGCAAAUGUUUUUCACCAGACAAGUAGAUGACUGCGUGGGAACUUUUUCAGUUGGGUCUUGGAUGGGUGCGUUUUUUGAGUGUUUUCUUAGAUUUAUAUUGCUAUUGAUGAUCUUCUCCCGAGUAUGA